AUGAAGGAUGGUUCCCCCGCCGUUCUAGCACUACAUAAAGCUGCCGAUCCCUCCCUCUCAGGCGACAUGCGCUUUUCUGCUGCUUUUGCUCUAGCUGGCCUGGUGGCUGGCUCGGCCGCUGCUGGCUGCCCGUACGCGGAGCGCGCCAACAACGAUGCUGCUGCUGCUGCCCCUGCCGGCUGUCCCUACGCUAAGCGCGCCGCUGCCGCUUCUACACAAGACAGCUCCCGGCUGGCCCGUCGGGGGCCCAUCGAGGGCAAGAAGGGUAUCUUCUACAGACCACAAGUGAACCGCAUUGGACCCUCCGGAGGACAACUAUGGAUCUCCAACUCUGACGGCACCAACGCGACGCAGUUGAUGGGCAACCAGAGCAAUGCCUUCGACUACCACCCUACAUGGUCUUCUGACGGAGAGUGGAUUGUCUUUACCAGCGAGCGCCGCGGUCCGGGUCAGUCGGACUUGUACCGUGUUCGCGUGGAUGGCUCGGGAUUAGAGACGCUGGCGGCCACUGAUUCUGUUGAAGACAUUGGUGUCUUGUCUCCGAAUGGAAAGACCCUGGCCUAUGUGUCCACCCAGGGCAACUACACCACCAACAUUUGGGUCAAAGACCUUGCCUCGGGACAGGCCCAAAACCUGACCGACACCGCGUCCAACAGAGCUGACAACACCUGGCCCACUGGCCACUUCCGCCCCUCUUGGUCCCCCGAUGGAGAGUGGAUCGUCUUCAGUUCGGAUCGCAACACCGACUGGACCGGCCACAGCGAUGGUACCGGCUGGGAGCACACCCAGACUCUGGGUGUGUACGCCGUCCGCCCCGAUGGCAGUGACUUCCGCACCGUUAUCCGCCAAGAGGGCUACUCGCUGGGUACUCCUCAGUUCUCGCCUGAUGGCAAGCGCAUCAUCUACAACAAUAUGACUACUGAAGACACCUAUGGCUGCCACGGUGUGUCUGCUCAGCAGGAGGCCGUCACUGCACAGAUCUACAGUGUGGACUUUGCUACUGGCUCCAACGUCAUUGCCCAUACCUCCGGUAGCUACCCCAAGGUCGGUCAGCACUACAUUGGCAACUCGACCAACAUCGGUUAUCUUAUCAAGGCCGGUGACUACGAGGGCAUUCACUACACCAAGCCCGACUUCACCCACCGCUCCUUCAACCUGACCAACAUGCGCGAUCCCUGGUGGUCCCCUGAUGGCUCCAAGCUCGUCUACUGGGUCCCCAACUGGACUCAGCAGGCUGCCGAGCUGAAGCUCUGGAGCUACGACACCGAGUGGGAGUACCGCUACAUGGAUGUCUUCCCCAUGCACAACACCGUCGUCAACCGUAUUGCGUCGACCCAGAAGGUCCUCGGCAGCGCCAACGGCUCUCUGGUCCACUCCUCCCCUGUCUACACCGAUGUUGUCGACGCUCUCGACUCCUACGACAUUUACAACAUCAGCAACUCCACCGAGGUCGAGUGGCUUGAGGAAGGUAAUUCUGGUGCCUUCCAGCCCUCCUGGAACCCCGACGGCACGGAGCUGGUGUCCGGCUUCGGUGCCUGGUUCGUCAGCCGCACCACCAACACCGCCAAGAUCUACCACGCCUUCGCCAACGGUACCUGGCACACCAACCUGACCGAUGGAUCUGACAACUCUGGUUUCCCCUCUUGGUCCCCCGAUGGAUCUGCCAUUGUCUAUCGCAAGUGGAGCCUUGCUACUGAAGCCCCCCUGGGUCUGCACAUCCUGAACUUCACCACCGGCAAGACCCACCAGCUUACCGAUGGCUGGGACAACACCCCCGGCUGGUCCCCCGACGGCGAGCGCAUUGUCUUCACCCGCAACAACAACUGGACUGAGUCCUACGGCGCUCGCUGGUACGCCGAUCGCUUCGAUAUCUACACUAUCCGCCCUGACGGUUCGGAGUUGACCCGUGUCACUGACAGUCUGUCCAACGAUGCUCAGUAUGUUUAUCCCUCUUUGUUUCUCGAUUUCACUGACGGCCGCAUCAUGUGGAGCAGCGGUCAGUACGGCUUCAAGGAUGAGAGUGCUCUCUUCGACGACACCUUCCAGCCCUACGGCCAGAUCAUGGUCAUGAACUACGAUGGUACCAACAAGACUCUUGUCACUGAUACCAUCUGGGAGGAUUCGAUGCCUCUGUACAUGCCCAACGAGUACCUUGAGUAG
Aspergillus welwitschiae is the source of this 2160-nucleotide messenger RNA. Its product is annotated as TolB, C-terminal domain-containing protein. The transcript is spliced from 4 exons. The record is from RefSeq and is a predicted model, not a curated record. The coding region runs from base 1 to 2160 and encodes 719 amino acids. Lineage: Eukaryota; Fungi; Ascomycota; Eurotiomycetes; Eurotiales; Aspergillaceae.